Molecule: messenger RNA, 957 nt
Organism: Diaporthe citri
Lineage: Eukaryota; Fungi; Ascomycota; Sordariomycetes; Diaporthales; Diaporthaceae
Exons: 1
Coding region: 1-957 (318 amino acids)
Source: RefSeq, a predicted model, not a curated record
AUGAGUUGGAUGGACAGCUGGUCAAGACCUUCGAAGCAUCAGUCCGUUCCGGCACCCUUCUAUCUGCUCCCGGGGGGAGAGACGACUCCUUAUUGCCACUCAUGUGGUCGAGUAAUCAAUUCGCGGCGAAAGGCGCAGCCGUCCGUAAAGGACGACGCAGACAAAACCCCUGUCAAAUACUGCUCAGCUAGCUGCCGGGGCCGCAAGCCGGGAAAGGUUGACCGUGAGAUUGAGGCAGUAUUCUUGCGGUUCCUGCAGGGCGAGGGAAAGCCACCGUCACUCGAUGAGGGCAGCAAGCGGGCACAGAAGUCGAAGAAGGGAUCCGGUGGAAAGCGAGCAAAGGGCGACCAGAGGUUGCUGAUAUCGUGCGACGAAGUCGAGAAGUUUGUAUUUGGCCCGACUGAUGAAGGGGCCAGCACGGCCUGCUCUGGCUCAGAAGACGAUCACGAGGGAGAGGGCGAAGGUAAGAACGGCAGUGCCACGGGGAUAGCCCUCGAGGCCACAUCAUCAGAGCCUCGAGACAUGGUUCACAAUUCUGGAACUCUCAUAGACCCAAUAGAAGAUGCCGCGCCCUAUAUAGACGGGGAUGUUCUAGCCCGCAUGUCUGCCCGCAGCGGAACGCGGGUACGGCCGCCUCAAUCUACGUCGGAAGUCAACGGUAGUGUGGGUGGCGAGAAGGGCCGGGCGAAGAGAGUAGACGAGACGGAUGAGAUGCUGGAGAAGCGCAGGCAAGGCCAGAAGAAGGCACGGCAGAGAGAGAUGGUCAGAUGUGCAGCGAGACGCGCCGUCGUGUUCGGGCUCUUCGCUGGCGAUGGGCAAGGGGAAGGGGAAGGGGAAGGGGAAGGGGAAGGGGAAGGGGAAGGGAAAGACAGGAGGAAAUGCGAGGCCGUCAUGAAUGGCCAGGUCGUCGAGCCCUCGUUUGCCAAGGGAUCGUGGAGCAUUCGCUGGAGAGAAUGA